GAGUAUUUGGCGAUUCAGUUACUUGCCGACGCAUUAUAUGAAGUGCCGGUUAUUCAGUUACUUUUUUGGCGCUUCGCCAGAAUGAUGGUGGUGACGGACGACUUCGUGGAGGCGGACAACGCGGAGGCCAUCAUCUCCAGGAUCGAGCACAAGUCCCGCAAGACCGAGAGCUUGCUCAAGCAGUCGAAGCUGGUGGAGGCUCUCAAGACCGCCCUCGAAGGAUGGCCUCCGAACACGCGGGACGAGCGAUGCAAGUCGGCGAACUGGAUAGUGGUGCACAGAGCGAUAAUGGCGAUGAAGGAUCUGGACGCCCUGUUCUCUUCCCUGGAUCCCGAGUACUACAACAUCCUCAUGAAAUACUUGUACAGAGGCUUGUCUACAGGGGAUCGCCCCACCUGUGACCAGUGCCUGCGGAUUCACGAAAGACUCACGGAGAGGGCCGGCUUGGGGUGCAUACUUCGUUCCCUAGCAGACACCACAAAUACAGUAUGAUGAUUAUUGCUAUCGUGAUCUGAAGAGAGAAAAGUGCCCACUGUAUGAUUGUACAGUAUGGCUAACUGAUAAUUAACAGUUUAGAUUGCAUCCAAAUUUCACGUAGACGAUUCUGCGUCGUCACUUGGGGACUGAGACAGUCAAAAGCAACAUUUUGAUUAAGUCCAAAUUUGUCAAAUUGAAAUAAAAUGAAAUCUCCAUAGCUCAUCUUGGUAGCUGACUUCUGUGCAUUGAUUGUACAAGGAGGACGAAAUGGCCAUUGUUACAUGACAGAGGUGAUG
Molecule: messenger RNA, 773 nt
Organism: Eucalyptus grandis
Lineage: Eukaryota; Viridiplantae; Streptophyta; Magnoliopsida; Myrtales; Myrtaceae
Product: actin-related protein 2/3 complex subunit 5A
Exons: 4
Coding region: 82-492 (136 amino acids)
Biological process (GO): regulation of actin filament polymerization; Arp2/3 complex-mediated actin nucleation
Cellular component (GO): Arp2/3 protein complex; cytoplasm; actin cytoskeleton
Molecular function (GO): actin filament binding
Source: RefSeq, a predicted model, not a curated record